Triplophysa rosa is the source of this 1483-nucleotide messenger RNA. Its product is annotated as serine/arginine repetitive matrix protein 1-like. Bases 347 to 1483 code for a protein of 378 amino acids. NCBI's taxonomy places the organism in Eukaryota, Metazoa, Chordata, Actinopteri, Cypriniformes, Nemacheilidae. The transcript has 14 exons. The record is from RefSeq and is a predicted model, not a curated record.
CUGAGAGAUCGAGGCUUUUUUUGCGAUUCGUGCGUGUUUUCUGUUGCUUGUUUGUUUUGCGUGAAGGAAGUGAGACCGAAUAGUUAGCCGAAAGGUGCUUUCGUUGACUCCUGACUGAUCGUUGAACAGCGCUACAGUUCACCUGCGAGUGGAUUCACGUCGCGUGCGUGCUUUUCCCUGCGAUUCGAGCUUGUUUUCUGCUGGUGUUGUCGUUGCGUGAAGGAAGUUGAGACCGAAGAGCUAUCGAAAGGUAACUUAUUCGUUGACUCCUGCCUGAUCGUAAAACAGCGCCACAGUUCACCUGCAUCGAGUCGUUUGGCUGCACACCGCCGUGUACCAAGUCACGAUGGAUCCGGCUGUUGUUCCUCCGUCCGGCGACGAUAUCCAGCCCGUAUCAUGGGCGGAUUCCAUCGAUGAUGCCGAAUAUGAGGCGUUAGAAGUGGUAAUUCCGUCCUGGGCAGUUUUGGAUUUCUCCACGGUGAGGGCUGAAGAUCCUAAUGCCUCACCCCCGGUCCAGAGGAGAGCCGAGAAUCCAGAGAGUUUUGUCCGGAGAGAUUUCCGGCAGAAGUCUAAAGUGUGGAGACAGCCAGCACCUUCCUCAUGUUGGCGUAGAUCUACUCCCUCUGGCUUCAAUAAAAGGCCGGAGCGUCCUGUCGGAGAGGCUUCACCAACUCAGCGUAGAUCUCCUCCUUCAGAGUAUUUUCCUAGACAGGAGCGCCAUGUCGGAGAGGGUUCACCAACUCAGCGUAGAUCUCCUCCCUCUGGCUUCAUUAAAAGGCCGGAGCGUCCUGUCAGAGAGGCUUCACCAACUCGGCGUAGAUCUCCUCCUUCAGAGUAUUUUCCUAGACAGGAGCGCCAUGUCGGAGAGGGUUCACCAACUCAGCGUAGAUCUCCUCCCUCUGGCUUCAUUAAAAGGCCGGAGCGUCCUGUCAGAGAGGCUUCACCAACUCGGCGUAGAUCUCCUCCUUCAUGGUACUGUCAUCGACAGGAGUGCCGUGUCAGAGACGCUUCACCUGCUCAGCAAAGAUCUCCUCCUUCGGGGUUCUUUAAAAGGUCGGAGCGCACUGCAGUGGAGGCUUCACCUCAGUGGAGAUCUCCUUGUUCAGGCGUCUUUAACAGACAGGAGCGCCCAGUCAAAGAAGCUUCACCUCAGUGUAGAUCUUCUGCCUCGGGCUCUCCUCCUUCAGGUGUCUUUAAAAGGCCGGAGCCCGCUGUCACAGAAUCUUCACCAUCUCAGCAUCAAGGUCUUUUACAAGGCUCCUCAGGAAAUGGAGUGAGCCCACGGGACGGCCAAAGCACAACUCUGGCUGUUGCUCAAAAGCAGGAGAUGGGUGGGCCAGAAUAUUCCAGCAGGCCCCAUACCACACCUACACCAGCUCCUGUAUCUGAGCAUACAUCUCCUUCCGGCUUAUUUAAAAAGUCGAGGGCUCCUCUUACAGAGGCUCCUCCCCUUCAGUGUGUUGAACAAAUUCUCUGUUCAUAA